Messenger RNA from Chiroxiphia lanceolata (lance-tailed manakin), 1092 nucleotides. Its product is annotated as alpha-2,8-sialyltransferase 8F-like. NCBI's taxonomy places the organism in Eukaryota, Metazoa, Chordata, Aves, Passeriformes, Pipridae. Gene Ontology annotation, molecular function: alpha-N-acetylneuraminate alpha-2,8-sialyltransferase activity. Gene Ontology annotation, biological process: oligosaccharide metabolic process; N-glycan processing. The coding region runs from base 1 to 1092 and encodes 363 amino acids. The transcript has 7 exons. The record is from RefSeq and is a predicted model, not a curated record.
AUGACAAACAGCAUCACCAGGGAGGUGUAUGUCAAGCCAGAACGGCUGAAGAUGCACAAGUUAUGGGUCCUGUUGCUGGCUGUAGCUCUAGUCUCAUUUGUCUCCAUGGGAUUUCUGGUGUUGCAAAGCAUACCUGACGUCGAUGUUCCAGAAGCAGAAGCAUGUCAAGGACUAUUGAGCAACAUAACACAGCCUCAGAGGGUGAAUGAGGUCUGGAGCCUGGAACACCUGAAAUUAAUGCAGAGCUGCCGCUGGAAGUUCAAUGCUACUGCCUUGACCAAAUACAGGGCAGAGCUGGGGCGCUGCUGCAAUGCCUCGGCCUGGCUGGCUGUGACACAGGAAAAUGCACCCCUGGACUCCAGACUGUUCUAUGAUGCGAGCAGCUCCAAGAGCUUCAAAGUUAGCAGUGGGUUGCUGGAGAUCCUGCCAAAGAAAUCCCCCUUUCAGGAUGGUCUCUACAAAACUUGUGCUGUAGUGGGAAAUGGAGGAAUCCUCAGGAAUAGUAGCUGUGGCUCUAAAAUUGAUGAGCACGAAUUCGUAAUCAGGUUUAACCUGCCUUCUAUGGACUUCCCUGAUGAUGUGGGCAGAAAGACAAAUAUUGCCACUGUGAACCCAAGUAUCCUUAACACAAGGUUUCGUGGUCUGGUUGGUCGACGCCUGCCGUUUGUGAAGGCAGCAUCUUCCUAUGGAAAGACUUGGUUUCUCAUCCCAGCUUUCUCCUUCCCUGGACUUAGUGAUGUUUCUUACCGAGCAUUCUAUGCCUUAGAGGACUCUGGCUCCCAGUCUCACGUCAUUUUCUUCCACCCUCAGUACCUGAGUGCUCUAAGCAAGUACUGGCGUGAUCAUGGUUUUCAUGUCUAUCGCCUCUCCUCCGGUUUCAUUCUAGUGAAUGCUGCCCUGGAGUUGUGCCAACACAUUACACUCUAUGGAUUCUGGCCAUUCUCUUUGCAUCCAGAUGGCCAUUCCCUGCCCCAUCAUUACUAUGACAACGUGCUUCCCAAAAAGAGCAUUCACAGCAUGCCCAAAGAGUUUGCUUACUAUGUGGAUAUGCACUUCCACGGUGUGCUGCAGCUGCACGUGGGGCAGUGCUGA